UAACUACUUCCCAUUGUGAUAAAUGUUGUUAUUGAUUGGUGUAGAUGUGAGAUGUAUUUUUUUUUAUUAGCUGUCUGUGUGCUAAGGUGUAUGAUUCUAGCCUAUCAGGGUGAGAAACAUCGAUUACAGCAGAGUUCUCAUGUUGUGGGUGCACGUAGGUAUCCCCGCCCCCAAAAAACACAAACAUAACUUUGCAAAAACCAUUUAGAGCGGUAUUCCACAUAUGUUGAAAUUGAUAGGCUCUUCACAAGACUAAUAGAAUGUGAUCAUAUAAUGCUUAAGGUUAAAAAACAAUGCUUUGCCUUGAUAUCAAAUCAGUUUUUCUAAAUUGUCUAACAAUUUUUCUAAAUUGCCUAAGCACCUUGAGGUCUGUCCCCUGGGCCCAUGUCUGUUCAACUGAUGGGACAUUGCUGUUGGAACUAAUGGAAUAUUGGGCUGAGAGAACGUAGACAUGCUCCUGGCUGUUGUUUAUUAAACAGCUGUGAGAAGAGGCAUGGAACAUGAGAUGAGAACCAUUUGAUGGAAGAAAAGAAAAAGAAAAAGCAAGAAGAGAAGAAAAAGAAGGAAUCUGCUCCGAAAAAGGCCCCUGAACAGACAACCAAAGUGCCAGACUCUGCCAAGCCCGGACCUACCCCUCGUCCUCCCCCCCUCAACUCCAGUGCCACCCCGUCUGUACCCCCCAGCACUGGCAGUAAUGGCAAGCGCGCCCCCUCCAGUGCCCAGCAGUCCCAACCCUCACCUGCCCAGCCGCGCUAUUCACCCAGAGAGGUUCCUCCGCGCUUCCGCCAGCAGGAGCCCAAGCAGCUGUUGAAGAGGGGUCAGCCGCUUCCCCCUGGGACCCUUGCCCCCCUAUCUGGACGCCCCCAACCGGACCCUAGUCAGAACGUCUCUGGUGUGGCGCACGCAGAGCUGCCCCCACACACUGGCCCCGGAGCGCAGUAUGAAAAUCCCCGCUGGGGACAACAGCCAGCCAAUCAGAGUUCCACUUCCGCCUCGGCGUCAACCAAUCACAGCGGCUGGGAUCCAGUGAUCAUUGACGAUAGCGACACAGAGGCCUGGCCCUCCAUUUCCCGCAGCAGCCAGGGCCCUGCAGGAGGAUGUCCCUCGGACACUGACCCUGGUGGUCCGGCCAGCAGCAGCAGCAUUAGUAUGAGCAUGGCCACAGGGGCCAACGGCCAGACAGGCCACUUCCCUGCCAACCACCCCAGCAGCAAAGAGGCCAGUUCUGGACCUGGUGGCCCAGCCAAUCACCAUGUCGGCAUAGCCUCAGGCCCGGGAGCAUCCAAUCGUGGCUGGGGUUCCGGGCCCGGUUCCUCCCCCCAUGUCCCUGCCCAGUCCUCCUCGAUUGGGGGUGGGGAGGGAAAGGGUGACGGCACAAUGGGAGGAGGUGGGGGAGGCAGGGGCUGGGGCUCAACUUCCUCCACCACCUCUAACUUUAACUUGAACCUUAACCCCAAUGCCAACCCCUCAGCCUGGCCUGUGCUGGGUCACGAUGGGGACGGAGGCAGCUUAGGGGGAGUCAACCCCAACCAAACCCCGUCUCAACCCCCUUCUAACCUCUGCAAGCCGAUAAACACUCCUCCCGCCCAGGGAAACGGUAACGGAGGAGGAACCAUGGGGGGCUGUACCAACGGCAACUUGCCAGUAGGGUGUGUCAAUGCCUGGGGAGACUCCCCAGAGCAACACCCCUCCCUGUCCACAAAUGUGUCUUUUAGCUCAGAACCUCUGAACCUUAACACUGAUGGACCAAAUCAAACUAGCAAACAGCACGAGACACCCAGCCCCAUCUGCAGUCUCCCCAGCUGGGGAGGCCCUUCUGGAGGCAUAGGCUCCCUGGGUCAGCCCCCUGCUGCUUCUCCCCAGCAGGUCAACGGAGAGGAUGACAGUUCCAUCUGGGGCAACAAUGGAGAGUCAAAGUCAGUCACCACCUCCAAAGAGCCUUCAAGUUGGGACUCUGGUGCCAGUGGCUGGGGGAGCCAUGGAAACAGUGGUGGUGGAACAUCUGGAGGCUGGGGGGCCAAGAGCAGUGGGGAUAGCUGGGGAAAGCAGCAUUCUGGGGAGGGCCAAGGGGGCUGGGACUCCCCCAGCUCUCCACCCCAGCCUGACCAGCAGGCCAGCUCAUGGAGCACCCGUCCCCCUAGCACUGCAGCAGCAAGCGAAGGCAGCAGCGAGGGCAUGGAAGGAGCGGGGCAUUCCCGUCGAAGGGAUCGAUCAUCCCGGGAUGAAUCAGUCCCCCUACUACCUGCCCCUGACUUGGACCCGAGAGUGUUGUGCAAUACGGGCUGGGGCCAGACCCCCGUUCGCCAGCACACCUCCUGGGACAUGGAAGAGGCAGCCCGCGCCCAACGCAAGGCAGACGCCGCAGGGACAGACUCCUGGGGAGGCUCUGGUCCCAAUACACCCACAGAGCCUCCUCAGGGGCCCUCCAACCAUGGCCCCACUCAUCGGGGUGGUCUUCAGGCUGCCCCUGACUGGGGGGGUUCCAUGCCUCCAACCACCCAACCAGGCUCUGGGUGGGGUGAGCCACCGAGCAACAAGAAGCCCCCCACUGCUCCAGGAGUUUGGUUGAACCCCCCACAAGGAGGCUCAAGGCCAGGCCCCAAUAUGCCCAAAGGUGGAAACCAGUCCUGGGGAGCUCCUGAGGAGAAGUCCCCCAGCUGGGAUGACCCACACAGCAAGACCCCGAAGACUCAGGGCUGGAGGGAGGGGCCCAAGCCAUCCCAGGGCAGCUGGAGCAACAGUGGUGGUGGAAGUGGAGGGGACUGGGGAGAGCCAGGAGAAGGCAAGAAGCAUGGGACUACCACCAACCCUCCCUGGGAGGGAGAAGGAGGCUGGAAAGAGAGCAACCGGGGCUGGGGUAAACCUGGUCUGGGUGGAAAUGGUGGAGGAAAUGGAGGUGGUGGAGGUGGCUGGGGUGAGCCAGCCAUGGCUCCUCAGCGCCCCAGUGGCCCUACCCAAGGAUGGGGUGGCAAGCCUCAGGAGAGCUCCAGUAGUAGUAGUGUAGUUGGAGGAGGAAGCAUUGGCUCCUGGGGUGGCCCUGGCCCUGUAAAGCCCAGUGGAUCAGGCUGGGGGGGCAACGGGGGAGGAGGAGGGGGUAAGCAGGACCCCUCGGGAGGAGAGCCCACAGGGUGGGAGGAACCUUCCCCACCCUCCAUACGACGCAAGAUGGAGAUUGAUGAUGGUACUUCUGCUUGGGGUGACCCAGGUGCCUACAACAAGACAGUCAACCUGUGGGACAAGAACAACCCGGGAGGGGUUCCCCAAGCUAGACCCCCAGGGAACCCUCCGGGGAACUCCUCUUCUGGCUCCUCUGGCAACAACAAUAUCCACCACGCCCACCCAUCCCAUCACCUUUCCCACCAUCCUCACACAUACCACGGUCCACCACCACCCCUUCAGAGCCACGGGGGGCACAACCCCCAGGGUCCAGGCCUGAACAGUGUGCCCAUGGACCCAGCUGUGCCUCACCAGACUGGACAUCCACCACACAGCAGACCACCCCUCAUGGGUCCAGGCUGGGGGGAACUGCCCAGUGGCCACCCCAAGCCAGAACCCUCGUGGGGGGAGCCUGCGCCCCCUCCGGUCAGUGUGGACAACGGAACCUCGGCCUGGGGGCAGCCCACUGGGAACCAUGGUGGCUGGGGGGGUGGCGACAAUGGCCCAGAACCUUACGGACGUGGUAACCCAACCAUGGGAUCUGCACCUUGCAAACAAGCUCCUAAAUCUAUGCAAGGUGGAGGGGAGGACCUGGGUCUGUCUGGGGGACAGUGGGACCCUGACGAUGGUGACAUGUGGAACAGCCAGGCCUCCCAGGAGAGCAACUCCUGGGGCAAUGGACCCAAGAAGGGCCCACCCAAGGGGAAAAUUCCAGGAAAGCAGGAGGAAGCAUGGGUCAUGAGUCGCCUGGUUAAGCAGCUGACAGACAUGGGCUUUCCGAGAGAUCCAGCGGCGGAGGCUCUGAAGAGCAACAACAUGAACCUGGACCAGGCCAUGAGUGCCCUGUUGGAGAAGAAGACAGAACUGGACAAGCGGGUGUUGGGCAUGUCUGACUACAACAACAGUCUGAUCAACAAGAGCUGCCGGCCUCCCCUCCACUCCAAAGAGUCCUCCUCAGACCGCUCUCCCUUCCUGGACAAGGACGGUGGUAGUGGCCUGGUGGAAGACGUCCACACCUCACCGUUUAUGCCUUCCCCCGGGUCUCUCGGCCUGAAACUCAGCUCCCUGCCCAGCACUGCCCUGCCUCUGCCCGGCCAGGGCCUGGGUGGCCCACAGGGCCUAGCCAUGCAAAAUUUGAACAACAGACAGGUGCAGAGUGGAAUGUUUGGGAGUGGUGGAGCAGCACAAGCCCGGGCCAUGCAGAUGCAGCAGCCGCCACCUCCUCAGCCGUCAGUGCCACCUCUGAGCUCCUCCCAGCCUAGUCUACGUGCUCAAGUGCCUCAGUUUCUCUCCCCUCAGGUUCAAGCACAGCUCUUACAGUUUGCAGCAAAAAACAUUGGUCUGAAUCCUGCACUUUUAAGCUCACCAAUAAACCCUCAACAUAUGACCCUUUUGAACCAACUAUACCAGCUGCAACUGGCGUACCAGCGUUUACAAAUUCAGCAGCAGAUGUUGCAAGCACAGCGCAAUGUUUCUGGCCCCAUCCGACAGCAAGAGCAGCAAGUCGCACGUACAAUCAACAACAUGCAGCAGCAGAUCCAACAGCACCAGCGUCAGCUGACCCAGGCCCUCCUCAUGAAGCAGCAGCCCCCUGGCUCCCUGUCCUCUGGCGUUCACCACGGCAAAACAACCAUGGACUCCUUCCCAAGCCACCCCCAGGCUCCUGGCCUGUCCGACCUGCAGACCAAAGAGCUCCAGGCCUCUCUUAACUCCUACGGCCCCUAUCCCCUCUGUGGACUGACUCCUAACAUGAAUGUAAACCUCAUGGAUGUGGGGGGCCUGUCCAUGAAAGAGCCUGCCCAGCCCCAGUCCCGCCUCUCCCAGUGGACACACCCCAACCCCAUGGAGAGACUGUCAGGAGGCUCCUCCCCCCUGGAACCUAACCUGGGCAAGCAUGGUGCCAACCUGGGCCCCCCCGGAAAGCCCCCACAGAUAGAUGAUGGGUACAGCCCCUUCAGCAUGAUGCCAGGCUCAGAGUCACCCACUAGCUCCCUGGUGCCACCUCCUGACAGUUGGGGCCAGGGCAAGAGUGCCAAUGACAAGAUGGUCAACGGCUCUAACAUCACCUGGCCUCCAGAGUUCUGCCCAGGCGUACCCUGGAAGGGCCUGCAGAACAUUGACCCUGAGAACGACCCUAACAUGACCCCAGGAAGCGUUCCCAGUGGCCCCACCAUCAACACCAACAUCCAGGACGUCAACCGCUACCUGCAGCGUGACCGCAGCGGAGGGUCCUCCCCCACCUCUUCUCAGAACGAGGCCCUGCCUCCCUCCACCGAUUGGCCAGUCAGUGUCUCUUCUCAGAACGAGGCCCUGCCUCCCUCCAACGAUUGGCCAGUCAGUGCCUACCCUAGCUCGUUCAGUCUGUCUUCCCCGGAAACGGACGACCCAGGUAAACUGUCAGACAUGAAGUCUACCUGGUCCCCAGGACCCAUCUCCCACCCCUCCCACGCCUCUCUGUCCCACGAGCUGUGGAAGGUCCCACAGGGGCCCCGCAGCACCACGGCAGCCCCCACCCGGCCCCCUCCGGGUUUAACAAACCCCACCAAGUCCUCCUCCACUUGGGGAGGCAACUCUCUGGGCCUGGCUCAGGGCUGGAGCAGCUCAUACUCCUCAGGCACCACGUGGAGCACCGACAGCUCCAACCGGACCAGUAGCUGGCUGGUACUGCGGAACCUCACCCCCCAGAUUGACGGCUCCACCCUGCGGACGCUGUGCAUGCAGCACGGCCCCCUCAUCACAUUCCACCUCAACCUGACCCAGGGGAACGCACUGGUGCGCUACAGCUCCAAGGAGGAGGCCGCCAAGGCCCAGAAGUCCCUGCACAUGUGUGUUCUGGGUAACACUACCAUCCUGGCCGAGUUCGCUGGAGAGGAGGAGGUUCAGCGCUUCUUUGCACAGGGCCAGCAGUUAGCCUCAAACACCAGCUGGCAGGCCGAACCAGGCAUCAAUCAGACACGAAUGGGCGGGUCAGGGCCCAGGUCCUCACACCCCAUUGGCCACCCCCACUGGAACUCUGGCGGCAGUGGCGGUAGCGGUGGUAUGGGAGGAGGCGGAGCAAAGACAGGUGGAGACCUGCUGUGGGGCGGUGUGCCCAAGUACUCCGGCCUCUGGGGACCACCCAGUAGAGAGGAGGGGCGCGUAAUGGGAAGCCCUACACCAAUCAACACAUUGCUGCCUGGAGACCUGCUGAGUGGAGAGUCCAUGUAGGACCAUGUCAUGGAGCUCCAAGUUAGAACCAGGAGAAAUGGUAUACUACACACACUUAAACAUGUCUACAGACAGAGGAGUGAAAACCAAGCAAAUCAAUGUGGCGAUAAUCAGUGUGGGUUUAAUAAUGGAGGGAGAGACUUAAGGAGGAUGAGGCGACUCUGCAUCCAUGCUGCUCUCCUCUCUGUCCUACUGCUUUCUGUUGGUUUGGAUUGGUUUGGCGGGAGGCUUGGCUUACAGUGUUUUGCAUUUUACAUUUUGGAGGAGCGGGAGACUGAACCAGACUUCAGCCUUUGACUGAACCAACAAAGGAAAGAGAACCCUUUUAACUAAUAACUUUUCUCUAUGAGAACUUCUGAGCAAAAUGUGUAUUUUAGACAAACUGCUACCAACAAUAACCUGCCAUCUUCAAUACUCCCACAAUCCCUUGCUGCCUGUCAGCAGUCAAUCCACGCUCGGAUAAACCAUGAAGACGCAUCAUUCCCAAAGGUCCUCCCCAUCCUGUCAGAAUGGUUCCAGAACUUCCUACUGGUCCAGGAUUUCACUUAGUUUUAAGUUUUGAUCAGCACUAACUACUAGCCUUAACCGCCCUCUUGGCCUAGUUCCUCUCAUUUAUACACACAUUCACUCUUUCCAUACUUAUUGAAGAAACCGUACUGAGAAUUGCACACAUUUCUGAGCCAGUGAAAACCGAGGGGAGAAUGUGCUUGCGUGGCCAGCGUAAUGUGAGAGAUUGAGGCUGCAGAAGCUCGCAACUCAGUCUCAGCAAUCGCAAGCAUAUUACUCAGUCCCCACCACUCUUAAAGGGAUUGAUGAUGCAAAAGUUCUUCGCCUUGUUCAUUUUAAAGCCAUUUUGUCAUGGAGAAGUUUUGUUUCCCUUAAAGAUCUCAAAAUAAGGAGAGAAAUAUUACUCCAGUGUGUCAGAUAUUCCACGGGGCGCGUGUUUGUGUGUACGAUUGUUCUGAUGAAGUCUACUAACCACUGCUCUAUGGAACUGAAAGAAAACACUUCUAGUGAAAUGCACCUCAUUUGGUUUAAGGGAGGAGCUUAAUGUCUGGUUUCCUCCUUUUCUCAAUAGAAGACCUCAGUCAUAACAGUGGUCCACUUGUCUCUUAUUUCUAUAAAGCCACCAUUUGAAGUGACGUGCAAUACAAGCCACAGACUGUACCAACAACCGUCCACACGUGUACCAAGGCCGCUAGCAACUCUGAGCGGAGGCAGAAUCAUGUACUUUAUCCAUCCCCCACUGCCUGUCUAAACCCCAACCACCCAAGAGUGGGUGAGGCCUGGAAGGACUGACUUAUAAUGACUUUCUCCAAGCUUAACACAAGCCUGUACGGCAGUCACUUCGUAUCCAGUCUCUGACGAGGUCUUUCUGAUCCAGCCUCACACAACCGUGACUGACUGGGGGGGUGGAGGGGCAUCAUACCAAAACUAGGCGUGUUCCUUAUUGACCCACAAAAUGAGGCUUUUUUUAUUUUUAUUUCCAUUGUUGUAUUUGGUACUAAAUAGUAUGAAACAAAGAUCUAACUGGUUUAUAAAAAAAGUGGUUUAUCAUAGCACUUAGAAAAGAGUGUCAGGCUCCUUAACUUCAACGCCAACAAAUCAGAAGAGAGAAGCAUGCAA
Molecule: messenger RNA, 7989 nt
Organism: Esox lucius (northern pike)
Lineage: Eukaryota; Metazoa; Chordata; Actinopteri; Esociformes; Esocidae
Gene: tnrc6c1
Product: trinucleotide repeat containing adaptor 6C1
Exons: 21
Coding region: 520-6363 (1947 amino acids)
Biological process (GO): positive regulation of nuclear-transcribed mRNA poly(A) tail shortening; miRNA-mediated post-transcriptional gene silencing
Cellular component (GO): P-body; nucleoplasm
Molecular function (GO): protein binding; RNA binding
Source: RefSeq, a predicted model, not a curated record